AUGGCCGCCGCGGACCAGCCCUCGGGCUUGAUGGAGAUUGCGAGCUCCCUCACGCAAGAUGAAAUCCCGUUCAAACUACGGUGCGCGAUUUGCAACAAGCUUGCCGUGAAUGCUUUUCGCUUGCCCUGCUGCGAUCAAGCCAUUUGCGAAAGCUGCCAAGCAUCGCUUCCCGAAACUUGCCCCGUCUGCGCGCACACGCCUCUUACGUCCGAUCUCUGCAAACCGAACAAGGCUCUGCGCACCACACUGAAGGCAUUCCUUCGCACCGAAGAAAAGAAGCGCGAAAAAGAGCGACAGUCCGCUACGCCAGCCGUCGCGAAUGGCACGACUCCUCUGGAAGGAACACCCGCGCAACAAGACGCGCCGGCUCCUCCCAAUGCCCCUGAAGAGAAGGCGACUGAAGAACCGCCGCAACCGCUGCCAGUGAAUUAUCAAGUUCCGGAUCAGCGUCCCGUCGAAGCCAAUGCUGCGGAACAUCAAAUCCAUGAUGUGGAGCCAGGACCCGAAGCUCCUGAUGAGGCUCCAGCUCAGGAUGCUCAUCCUGAAACUUUCCCUGCCGAUGCGGCAGAUCAGGCUGACGCUGCACCCCAGGACGAACCCGUCGAAGGUGAAGGAAAUGACGAGAACCCGGCCCAACCCGCCGAGCAAGAAAUGGCCCAGGACCAAGCAGCGAACCCGAUGGCGUCGAACACUAUGGGAUUCAACAUGGGUGCCGGAGCUUUCCCAAAUAUGGCCUGGAACAACAAUGCCGGGUUCAACCCGAUGUCCCAGCAGUUCAUGGGCGGUGGUGGGAUGUUCAAUUUCCCGAACCAAAUGGACAUGCCUGGCAUGGCGAUGGACCCGAUGGCCGCGAAUCAGGGGAUGAUGGGAGGCUACGGAAUGAAUAUGAAUGGCAUGAACAAUGGCAUGAAUAUGGGCAUGAGUUUCGACGCGGGUCAAGGGAUGUAUGGGGGAUGGGACGGCUCGCAGAACAAUAUGUGGAAUGGAGGCCAAGAUAAAUUCAAUCCAAAUGCUUUCGCAAAUGGUAUGGGCUCGCAGUAUGGGGCCCCACCUGGAUUUGGCGGAUAUAAUAUGUCUCAACCCAACGGAGUUCAUGCUCAAAUGCAGCACCAGCAGUUCCCUAGCCAAGAUUAUCCGUCCGGCUACCAUGGCCCCGGUUUUGGCAGAGGUAAUUUCCGAGGUCGCGGCCGUGGCUUCUUCGGCGGUCGUGGCCGUGGCGGUUUCCCCGGCUCCUCUAUGCAGGCUAACUACCCUCCUUAUCAAAACCAUAACUCCCCUAAUUUCAAUGCAGACAUGGCAUCUCAGUCGCACGAGGACGUAUCUCCGGAUCUGCCAUCCGGGGAUGCAAAGGAUGUCGACGGCGCUGACGAGAAUGUUCCAGGCAGUGAGCAGGAAGUCUCUCAGAUCCCGUCUUCUACCGACAUCCCUAGCGGUGCCGAUGGUAAUGCCACGGAGAGUGUCCCAGGCGACGUAGCAGGGGACGCUACCGGAGUGGAGGAGGAUUCUUCCCAGCUUCGAGGUAUACCGACCAUCGACAGCCUCGACGAGGCCAACGCCCAGGAAAUGUCUAGCGGCCCCAUGGGCAUGAACGGUCACAUGGGCCCCGGCUUUGGGCGAGGUGGCUACAUGCGUGGAGCUUUCCACGGAGGCGGCCGGAGUGGGUUUGGCGGUCCCUUUAUGUCCCAACCUAACAUGCACCAAGUCCCGAGAGUCAAUCCCGGCGUUGAAGGUGCACCCGCUGCCCCUCGAGCCAUGCGCCAGGGACUUCCUAACACCAGCGUGUUGCGUCAGCGGAAUUUCCAAGGAACUGGGCGAUCUCCUAUCCCCCGGCCCGACGCUUCGCAGAGUGCCACCCCCACCGCGCAGGAAGACCCGCAGCCGCAGUUUGAGCCUAGAUCGAGAUCUCAGUCGCGAGGCCGGUCUCCGUCGAAACCACGGAGCCAUUCUCGUUCUCCUGCACGAUCGCCCUCGCACUAUGAUCGCACGUAUCGUCAACGCUCUGCAAGUAUUGACCGAAAUACGGAAGACUCCGAACGUAGACGCGAGCGACGCAGAAGAGAGGAUCGGCACCCAGACCAGGCGGCAGAUGAUCGUCGCACUCGGUCCCCUUCCGUCGAGUCUCGGAAAUCGUCCUACCGUCGCGAUCGAGCUCGGGACCGGCGAAGCGAUCGUCGGCCGCGUCGGUCACACCGUCGGAGCCUCAGCGCUAGUCGCAAUGGGGACACCCGCGACGCCGAUCGUCUUUCCCUGAUCCCGGAGGAUAAGGGCACGGGCUCUCGGAGCAGAACCCCAGCUGCCGCAGACGCGGUUGAAUCAUCGAGUAGACGCACCAGAGAUCGCCCUAGUCGUCGCGAAGAAGAACGCGAGAGAGAGAAAGAUAGCAGACGUCGGGACCGGGAUCGAAACCGCGACCGCGAACGGGACCGAGAUCGUGACCGUGACCGUGACCGUGACCGAUAUCGCGAAAGAGAGCGGGACCGCGACAGGGAAAGGGACCGGGAUCGCGAUCGUCGUCGGGGCCGUGAAAAGGAUCGCGAGCGCGAGAAGAAGCGCUCCCGUCGCGAUCGCACGGCUUCGCCCGCCGACAGCGAAUAUUCGUCCCGCCACCAUUCCCGCCGCGUCAAGCGCAGCCGCGACGACGAGCGCGCCAAAGACAAAUCCUCCAAAACCACCGAACCCGAAAAAGAUCCCCACACCCUCGAGCGCGAAGCUCGCAACCGAGAACGCAUGCUGAAGGAAAAGCAACGCCGCGAAGCCAUGCAGGCCGACGGAGGCGGCGGCAGCAGCGGCAAAUCCGGCCGCAGACGUGACAGUCGUCAGGAGCGAGGCCUCCCCGGCGGACGACGACUCAGCUACAAAUACGAAGACGAAGAGAAUGACGAUUCUCGCGCUGCUCGUGUGGAAAAAGAACGCGAGGCCGGUCGUUGGGCUUGA
Aspergillus affinis is the source of this 2934-nucleotide messenger RNA. RefSeq lists its product as uncharacterized. NCBI's taxonomy places the organism in Eukaryota, Fungi, Ascomycota, Eurotiomycetes, Eurotiales, Aspergillaceae. The record is from RefSeq and is a predicted model, not a curated record. The transcript has 6 exons. Bases 1 to 2934 code for a protein of 977 amino acids.